Molecule: messenger RNA, 1252 nt
Organism: Anopheles bellator
Lineage: Eukaryota; Metazoa; Arthropoda; Insecta; Diptera; Culicidae
Exons: 4
Coding region: 1-1227 (408 amino acids)
Source: RefSeq, a predicted model, not a curated record
AUGACCACUGCGCGCAGCUGCAUCGGGCUAGUUCUAACGGUGUGUGCCCUUGCGGAUGGCGCCAAAUCGAAGGGAUUUCCCAAGGAAAAGUGUUGCGACGAGUGUCCAAAAUGUAGCCACAACUUCGAUGUUGAGGCCCCAAAGGAUCCAAGUUGCAGAAAAGUGUACCACCACAAGUACAGCGUUGAGAAGGUCACCGAGAACUACAAGGAGUCGUUCGAGCGGCUAGACGCGGGCGUCGAGGUUUUACCCAAUCCCGGUUGCAAGAAGUUCUACCGGCACCACUUCGACGUCGAGGAACCGUCUGACUGUGAAGAGGAAGAGUACGAGAAGCUUGACUUUGAAGUGAUGGAAGUGAAGCGCGAUAAGAAGUGUCGCACCGUCAAGCUGAGUGCCCAUGCCGACCAUCCUAGCCGAGAGUGUCAGUGCGGAUGCAGUCAACGUCGACGGUAUGUUCAUAACGAGGAUCUAACUAAUAUUACCCGGCCAAGUGCCUCACCGCAGGAAGGUGGUAGUGAUCGUAACCGGAUCCAGCGUCUCAAGCGAAGCAUCUUAAGUCAGCUGCCCGCAAAGUCCGAUGGAACCUCACAGGAGCCAAAUACGGUACGGUUGUUUCUAAGUCCGCAACCGACUCCAGAGAAGCACCCUUUCCGCGGGAGGAAUCCAUACCUGAAUCGUCUAGUGAACGGUCCACGAUCAAAGCGAAAACACCGUGACCCACCGAUGACAGCACCGCACGCUGAAGGGUUCAUUUGCCACUGCUUUCCGUCGAACCAACAGCCGAAUGGUACCGCCGACGAGUUGGUGGGAGCCACAGUUAAACCGAAGGUCGCCCGGCCCCGGCCGCAGGUGGAAGAACCGGUGUACAUCGGUGAUUCGGCACGGCCGAUCACUUACGAGCAGAUCAAGAAGCAUAUGGACGCACUGCCGGUCUCCACUUUUAGCCCCACGACGAACGAAAUCAUCGGCAAUUUGACCAUUCUGUUCUACGACAUUUACCAGCAGAAGCACAAGAAAAACUUCACCCUUCCGCUGAAGUACGGCACGCGCACCGUCGUCCCGAAGGGUGACGGUCUGCAGCAGUACGACAUCCAACCGAUCGAGGGUGUGUACCAGCCGCCCAAGCUGAACCGGAUCGCGUCGAAGGGACUGCAUAUAAUGGGCCGAAAGGUGGACCGGAAGACUGGCCAGGGACCGCGCGCGAACCGUGUACGCGAUCGAACCUAGUCGGCUGGUGCGUUCCGGUUACGAU